This is a messenger RNA of Nylanderia fulva, 759 nucleotides long. The record is from RefSeq and is a predicted model, not a curated record. NCBI's taxonomy places the organism in Eukaryota, Metazoa, Arthropoda, Insecta, Hymenoptera, Formicidae.
AUAGCGAUAUUUAUAAUUUCAUUAUCAACAGAAAAUAAAAAAAUUGCCGAAAAAUACAUCAGAUUUUGCAUACGCGGAAAAUUAGGACGUACUGUGCCAGUUUUAUUAUCUAAGGAAUUAUUCAAUUGUGUUACUUUAAUUUUAAAAUGGCGAAAAGAAGCUAACGUACCAAGCAAAAAUCCAUAUAUCUUUGGAUUGCCUGGUUUUAGCAACCAUAGAUACAGAUAUCUUAGAGCUUGUGUUUUAAUGCGCCAAUUUGCAAAAGAAUGUAAUUCAAGUGCUUCUACAACUUUGCGCGGCACCAUAUUAAGGAAACACAUAGCGACACAUUGUAUUCAAUUGAAUUUAAAUGAUGUUGAAGUUUCGGAGUUGGCCACAUUUAUGGGCCAUGCAGAUAAGAUACAUAAACAGCACUAUAGGCAGCCACAGGCAAGCAGAGAUAUUUUAAAAAUUUCUCAAUAUUUAGAAGCGGUUCAAGGAGAACAAAAUUUGAGUGACGAAACUUCAUCAGAUAGUGAAGUCGAAAAUCUUAACGAUUUUUGUAACAUCAGUAAUGAUACCGACUACAGUAAUACUACAAAAAAUGUAUCUCCGUGUGUCACAGAAAAAACUUCUACAUCAUAUGAAAAUGAAGACAAUAAUAAGAAACGGAAAAGAUCUAGUAAGAAUUAUUUUCUGCUACAUACAAAAGUUUGCUCUAUUUUGUGAAACGCUGUGUUAUUCUAAACAACUUGUUAUUUCAAAUUUUGCUAGAAUAGA